AUGAUGAUGCACGGGACAGGUACAGAAAGCCGGGCGGUGACAAGCUCUGCGAAAGCAGUGAUCACCACUCUUCUGCAGUCACACCACGAUGUAAUAAUUUCUAAGCCGGGUCGACACCACAUCAUCCUUCUGCUUAUUUCUGCUUUCGCUCGCUGGUACGCACAGAACUGUGUCAUGAGAGCAAAUCCCAGAUCAGGCAACAGCGUGGCAUGA
Molecule: messenger RNA, 213 nt
Organism: Peronospora belbahrii
Lineage: Eukaryota; Oomycota; Peronosporomycetes; Peronosporales; Peronosporaceae
Source: the annotation of a GenBank genome assembly